Molecule: messenger RNA, 618 nt
Organism: Pantherophis guttatus
Lineage: Eukaryota; Metazoa; Chordata; Lepidosauria; Squamata; Colubridae
Source: RefSeq, a predicted model, not a curated record
AUGACAAAAGGAGCUUCCCGGCCAAAGCAGAAAACACGAUCCGCGGCAAGGCAACGGGAAAGAGGUCGUAGCCAGGAGGAGGCGGGUUGCCUUUGUGGUUCACGCAAAAGCGAAGCCCGAGGGAGGAGAUCCAAGGGCGCUAGAAGAUGCGCGCGCGCAUCCUCCCCUCCCGGCCAACUCCGGCCUGGUCAGCUCGCCGUGGCCGCCGCCUGGCAGCCUCGCUUGCCUGCACACCCGCCCCGAUCCCACUGCAAUGUUACCCGUAGGAGGAGCGACGAUCCGCGCUCGCUUGCUUGGGGCCCCCUUCCUCCGUGUCACUUUGGGUGGCGCCCGGCCGCUGCCAGCAGCUCUCGCUGGGCUUCUCGUCUCGUGGGGCGCGCCUCGCUCAUGCGCUUCGCGGAGCUGGCUGAUAAGAUAAGAACAUCAGUGGCCUCGGUGUCUUCCCAGCAGCAAAUGUUCCACUCUGAAACAGGGAAACCAAAAUUGGGAAUAAAAGCAAAAUGCAAGCACACAGAAAUCUCACAGCAAUCUCAAAUUAAUCUUUCAUCACAGUACAGAUAUAUGAUGCACAAACUUUCAUAUCUUUUGCACCUAAGAGAGUGCAGGGAAAUAGAUUGA